Molecule: messenger RNA, 2172 nt
Organism: Acomys russatus (golden spiny mouse)
Lineage: Eukaryota; Metazoa; Chordata; Mammalia; Rodentia; Muridae
Gene: Cdc23
Product: cell division cycle 23
Exons: 16
Coding region: 22-1815 (597 amino acids)
Biological process (GO): cell division
Cellular component (GO): anaphase-promoting complex
Molecular function (GO): protein binding
Source: RefSeq, a predicted model, not a curated record
UGGAGCGGCCCAGGGAGGAAAAUGGCUGCGAGUUCUUCGGUUGUCUCGGUGGCAGCGGCCACCCCGACGGUACCGGGUGUGUCCACUAGCGCGGAUUUCUCAGACUUGCGGGAAAUUAAAAAGCAGCUGCUGCUCAUCGCGGGCCUCACUCGGGAGCGGGGCCUGCUACACAGCAGCAAAUGGUCCGCGGAGUUGGCCUUCUCUCUGCCGGCCUUGCCUCUGUCCGAGCUGCAGCCGCCGCCGCCUCUUACAGAGGAGGACGCACAGGAUGUGGAUGCUUACACUCUGGCCAAGGCCUACUUCGAUGUCAAAGAGUAUGACCGGGCAGCACAUUUCCUGCAUGGCUGCAACAGCAAGAAAGCCUAUUUCCUCUAUAUGUAUUCCAGAUACCUGUCUGGAGAGAAAAAGAAGGAUGAUGAAACAGUUGAUAGCCUAGGACCCCUAGAAAAAGGGCAGGUGAAAAAUGAGGCUCUCAGAGAACUGAGAGUGGAGCUCAGCAGGAAGCACCAAGCUCGGGGACUCGAUGGAUUUGGCCUUUACCUGUACGGGGUGGUGCUUCGGAAACUGGACUUGGUGAAAGAGGCCAUUGAUGUGUUUGUGGAGGCUACUCAUGUUUUGCCUUUGCAUUGGGGAGCCUGGUUGGAGCUGUGUAACCUGAUCACAGACAAAGAGAUGCUGAAAUUCCUGUCUUUGCCCGACACCUGGAUGAAAGAGUUCUUCUUGGCUCACAUAUACACAGAGUUGCAGCUGAUAGAGGAGGCCUUGCAGAAGUAUCAGCAUCUCAUUGAUGUGGGCUUCUCCAAGAGCUCAUACAUUGUUUCCCAAAUCGCCGUUGCCUAUCACAAUAUCAGAGAUAUUGACAAAGCCCUUUCCAUUUUUAAUGAGCUGAGGAAACAAGAUCCUUACAGGAUUGAAAAUAUGGACACAUUCUCCAAUCUUCUUUACGUCAGGAGCAUGAAGUCCGAAUUGAGUUAUCUGGCACAUAACCUCUGUGAAAUUGAUAAAUACCGAGUAGAAACAUGCUGUGUAAUUGGCAAUUAUUAUAGCUUGCGUUCCCAGCAUGAGAAAGCAGCCUUAUAUUUCCAGAGAGCUCUAAAAUUAAAUCCUCGUUAUCUUGGGGCCUGGACACUGAUGGGCCAUGAGUACAUGGAAAUGAAAAACACGUCUGCUGCUAUUCAGGCUUAUCGACAUGCCAUUGAGGUCAACAAGAGAGACUACAGAGCUUGGUAUGGCCUUGGGCAGACCUACGAAAUCCUUAAGAUGCCAUUCUAUUGCCUGUAUUAUUACAGACGGGCCCACCAGCUUCGUCCCAAUGAUUCUCGUAUGCUGGUUGCCUUAGGAGAAUGUUAUGAGAAACUCAAUCAACUAGUGGAAGCCAAAAAGUGUUAUUGGAGGGCAUAUGCUGUGGGAGAUGUGGAGAAAAUGGCUCUCGUGAAGCUGGCAAAGCUUCAUGAACAGUUGACUGAGUCAGAGCAGGCUGCCCAGUGUUACAUCAAAUACAUCCAAGAUAUCUAUUCCUGUGGGGAAACAGUGGAGCACUUGGAGGAGAGCACAGCCUUCCGCUAUCUGGCCCAGUACUAUUUUAAGUGCAAGCUGUGGGAUGAAGCUUCAACUUGUGCCCAAAAAUGUUGUGCAUUUAACGAUACCCGGGAAGAAGGCAAGGCCUUGCUCCGCCAAAUCCUGCAGCUGCGGAACCAAGGGGAGACGCCCACCACUGACACGCCUGGUACCUUUUUCCUCCCUGCCUCACUGUCUGCAAACAAUACUCCCACACGGAGAGUUUCUCCACUCAACCUGUCUUCAGUCACACCGUAGUUGACUCAAGUCAGCACUCUGCUAGACCAACAUUAAACGUUACCUCCGGUGAAGAACAGCCACAUCUGUUCUCCAAGGACCUAUGUUCUUCUCAUCUUUACAGACAGAAGCAGCCUGGGGCACAGCCUAUGGAAGCCCCUUCAGGGGCAGACAGAAAUAUGGCAGGAACAGAUACUGUCUUCUGCCAGCCAGCAAGUCUCCCUUCUAUUCAGAAUGGCAGGUCUUGGCCUUCCCAUAGUCUCUCCACACCCUGCACCCCAAAUGUUUUUACAGCAUAAGUGAUGCUACAGAAACAAGAUUUCUUUUCUUUUUUUCUUUUUGGUUUUUCGAGACAGGGUUUCUCUGUGUUGUCUUAGC